CGCCCGGAGUCGCUCGAGGGCUCGGCGUCAGCCACUUCCGCCCGGAGUCGCUCGGGGGCUCUGGGCGUGAGCUACUUCCGUCCGGAGUGGACUGCUGCCUGGAGAUGUGCGGGGCCUGAGAUCCCUUCGCUUUCCCCGCUCCCCGGAAGAGGACCCCCCCCCCUUCUCCCCCACGCCCCCCGGUUCCCUUAGACGGGGUUGCCGGGGAAACAGCUCCUGGCCGUUUGAGACCCCCGGCCCGGGCUGGUGUGGGAGACGGGGCCCUCCGGACCGGGCUCGAGGGGCCGGCCGCCGGGAGCUUGAGGAAGGAGGGAAGAGAGGAACGACCAGGCCCUGCGGCCUUUUCCUCGGGUUCCUGGUCCCCCCCGGCCGCUAUGGAGUUCGCGGAGCUGAUUAAGACACCGCGAGUGGAUAACGUGGUGCUGCACCGGCCCUUCUACCCGGCUGUGGAAGGCACGCUAUGCCUGACCGGCCAUCACCUGAUCCUGUCCUCCCGGCAGGAUAACACGGAGGAGUUGUGGCUGCUCCACUCUAACAUCGACUCCAUCGAGAAGCGAUUCGUGGGAUCAUUGGGUACCAUAAUCAUAAAAUGCAAAGAUCUGCGGAUUAUUCAGUUGGACAUUCCUGGCAUGGAAGAAUGUUUAAAUAUUGCCAGUUCCAUUGAGGCUUUGUCAACCUUGGACUCCAUCACUCUGAUGUAUCCUUUCUUUUAUCGACCCAUGUUUGAAGUGGUAGAAGAUGGCUGGCAUACAUUUCUUCCUGAGAGAGAAUUUAAACUCUUGUCCUCAGUUACCAAGGAAUGGAGACUGAGCUACAUCAAUAAAGAUUUUUCUGUCUGCCCCUCUUACCCUCCAAUUGUUACUGUGCCCAGCUGCAUUGACGACGAGGCUCUCAGAAAAGUGGCUACAUUUCGUCAUGGUGGGCGCUUCCCAGUACUUAGUUAUUACCAUGAAAAAAAUGGAAUGGUAAUGAUCCGGAGUAGUCAACCACUCACCAGCACCAAUGGGAGACGGUGCAAAGAAGAUGAACAACUUAUAAAUGCUACCCUUGGUCCAGGAAAACGAGGAUACAUUAUUGACACCCGAUCUCUAAAUGUGGCUCAACAAGCCAGAGCUAAAGGGGGUGGUUUUGAGCAGGAAGCUCAUUAUCCUCAGUGGAGACGCAUUCACAAGUCCAUUGAGAGGUAUCAUAUUCUUCAGGAGAGUUUGAUAAAACUUGUAGAAGCUUGUAAUGACCAGUCACAUAACAUGGACCGGUGGCUUAGCAAAUUAGAAGCUUCUAAUUGGUUGACUCACAUCAAAGAGAUUCUAACCACUGCCUGCCUGGCUGUUCAGUGUAUUGACAGGGAAGGAGCAUCGGUAUUGAUUCAUGGAACAGAGGGAACUGAUUCUACACUUCAGGUUACCUCCCUGGCCCAGAUCAUCUUAGAACCAAGAUGUAGGACCAUUCGUGGUUUUGAGGCUCUUAUAGAGAGAGAGUGGCUACAGGCAGGCCACCCCUUCCAGCAGCGUUGUGCCCAGUCGGCCUACUCCAACAGUAAGCAGAAGUGGGAAGCACCUGUGUUUUUUCUUUUCUUAGACUGUGUGUGGCAAAUCCUGCGCCAGUUCCCUUGCUCCUUUGAAUUUAAUGAGCAUUUCCUUAUCAUGCUCUUUGAGCACUCUUAUGCCUCACAGUUUGGAACCUUCUUGGGCAACAAUGAAAGUGAAAGGUGUAAAUUGAAACUACAGCAGAAAACCAUGUCUCUGUGGUCCUGGGUCAAUAGACCCAGUGAGCUGAACAAGUUCAUUAAUCCUCUUUUUGAAGCCAAUAGCCUUGUCAUCUGGCCUUCAGUUGCUCCACAAAGUCUUCAGUUAUGGGAAGGUGUAUUCUUACGAUGGAAUAGAUCCUCUAAAUAUCUGGAUGAAGCCUAUGAUGAAAUGAUUAAUAUCAUUGAAUAUAACAAGGAAUUACAGGCAAAAGUAAAUACCCUUAGAAGGCAGUUGGCAGAGCUGGAAACAGAAGAUGGUGGGAUGCAAGAAAGCCCCUAAGAAAGUCCCUUGUGGCUCUAGAGUUGGAAUCUUUUCCAUCUCUUUCUCCUUUAGCUUCUUUCUCCUAUUUUCCUAUGGUUCAUCUUUACAGUGAAGCUUGAAAUAUGCUUAAGUGGUGGAACUGGUUUGAUGUAAUAGAUUUCGCAACAUUUCAUUGAUGAAAUCUCCAACCAUUUUUUACCUUCCAUAAGGCCUCUUAGGUGGCUUCAUUUUGAGGAAAAGAGGAGUGAUAGUCAUUUUAGUUGACAUUAAAGUAGUGACAUGUUUGAUGGAGUCAUCCUAUAGACCACUUACACUUAAGUGUAAACUUAAGCUUAUUUUUUAAAUUUAAAUCUUAUAUGGAUGGAUAGCUAUGGACAAAGACAAAAGUCAUCUAAUUAAAGGAUUAUUUGGCUUUUUUUUUGUCUUGAGUUUUGGUGUUUAUCAGAAUUCCAUAUGUUUCAAACCUGCAAUGGCAAAUCAAGACAUUUUAACAAUGGACUUAAAAAUGGAUUUGCAACUUCUUUUUGACAUAAUUCUUACUAACAAAGAUAAAUUUAUUCUAUCUUUGGUUUAUUAAAAAGGAAAUAGAAGUACAUUGAUACCAUUGUUUCAUUGUUGUAGGACAAUUGCUUUUGAAAGAGAAGCCAGCUGUCUGAUGGGAUUUCUGUUAAGAAUUAGAAAAGUGAACACUAAAUCAGAGUUGGAAGAAUGUGCAAUAUUGACAUUGUUUUGUUUUUGAGUUUCUUGGCCAUACCUUGUAGAAAUAAAAAUAACAUAUGAGGACCAGAAAGAAAAAAUAUAAUUUGGAAGAGGUCAUAAUUUACAAUAUAAAAAAUGGUUACCUUUAACUAGAGAUGCACUGCCCUUGUCUGAUGUUCUCAUUGCACUGGGUUUUUUUUUUUUUUUGUUUUUUUUUUUAAAGAACAGGAGUUGACUAAUACUAAGGUUACAACUUUUGUGGUGAUUUUUUUUUUUUAUCACAAUGCAUUUUUGUCUUGACUGUUAACUUGUCCAUGUUUUACGUUAGGCAAAUGUGAUUUAAAAAACAAACUAUGUGAUGGUGAUGUAAUACCACAUUUUAAAUUUCAGAAACUAAGUAGAUUAAAAGAUUUUCAGAUGUUACACAAAAACACUAAUGAUUUAUUUAUUCUGGUGUCAGCUUUUUCUUCUGGUCAGUUCUUGAAAAUGUGUUGCCAAUUUUUUUCAUCAUUGAUUUUGUUUAGCUAUUACUUAGCACUCUUAAAGAAGACACUGUGAAAGAGUAGAAUUUAAUAUCAACUCAUAACAUCUAUACAUGUAACCAUUUUAGUGUAGAAUACUGAAACAUAACCCAGUUUUAGUGCUACUGUAUGUUGUGGAAAAGGAUAAACUUUUUGCUUUCCAUCCUUGAAUGUAAAUCUGACCACAGUAGCCCUAGAAACUGGCAAAUACUUGCUGCUUCUCCCCACCCCAUCCAGAAAUACAAUCCUGCCACUUUAAAAGUUUCUGCUCUUUUUAUUCCUUUUCCUGGCUAGUUAGCAGUAAUUUGAAAAACUGUUGUUAGUGAGAAGUUGUUUAUAGAUAUUUUAGAAUGGUGGAUAUCUUUGAUUAUUGCUGUGAACCUUAGAACAUAAUAGCCCUUAUUAUAAGGCAAGGAAGGGAAUUGAGAUCUCUAUAGAAAUAGAUUAGAGCUAGUUAUGUAUGGUGUAUAUAUGUGUGUGUUAUAUAAAUUUUGGAAGGCAGAGACUGAAAGAAAACUUUGUGAGUCCUGAGAAUGACCUGCUACUUUCCAACCACAUCUAAAACUAGGUUUCUCUUUGUUUCAAAGUAGCAGACUUUUUCCCCCUCCACUUAGGAAUAAGGGAGAGCAUCAGAAGAUUUCUUAGUGAUUCCUUAAACAUGAUUAAUACAACAUGUGGUCCACAGGAACUAGAUAAGCAGGUAUAGGGGCUGUUUCUUACUAGGUCCUAUGCCUAGAGAUGGCAUCUCAUCAUCUAUGGUCAGCAAGUAUAAUAAUGAAUGUCUGAGCCAGAGUUCAGUAAUAAUAAGGGACAUAAAAUCUGCUCCCUCUUUCUCUUCCUGAAAACAGGUGCUAACACAUAAGGAAUGUUAAGCUAUCGUAUGGUUUUGUGCAUUGUAGAUAGAAAUCUCAAAAUCAGAGAGUCAUUUGGGGCAAGUUAGAGCCAACUGAAGUGUCUUCUGGCUAUAUGAAAAAAAUACUAUGAGAUAAUAAAUUACCUCUGACUUGAAAAAAGAACAAAUAAGAGUUGCUUAUGAGAUAUUAGUGUUUUUUAAUACUCUUAAGAUAGAAGCCUUAGGUCUCGGGGAUUGUCCUUAUCAAGGUCCCGUUUCUCAUUUAGGGUGAUGCACAUGAGGUAUUUGUGUGUGAAAUGGAUACCUUCAUUUAAUCAUUCAUAUUGAAGGUGCUGGUUUACAUUUUUAGUUGUAGUUAAAAGUUUGUGAAAGGGAAACAAGCAAGUGUGUAAGCACUAUCCAGUAGUACACAGAUCUGGUGUAGCCAACCACAUCCAGGACUUUAUCUUUCUAAGUGUAGAAUAGUUUCUUAUCCCUAUCCUUCAGCUGAAUGAUUUCUACUUAGAAUCUCUAUUCCUUCGUUUAGUCAGUUCUUCAAAUCCUGACUGUUUUUAGAUAAACUUGCCCUAUUAUUUUUCCAAGAGAGAAUUUCGUCUCUGUGACUUUAUUGAGUCCAUUAUUAUCAUUUGUAAUUAACAGAUAAUUAUCUAGAUUUGGAAAACAGGUUUGGCUAAAUUACAGUUAAAAUUAUGGGUUUUUUAUUUUCAUGGCAAAGGCCAUCAUAUAUAGUAUUUGUGUCAAAAUGAGCUUUUUGCCUUCACAAACAUUUGAGGCAGUUAUGCAGCCGCUGUAAGAUUUGUUGCCAAAUGAAAAGUUAACAAUAUUAACUUCUAAAUAGAGUUCAUUCUUAAGUUUUAGAAGCAAUUUAGAUGAACGGUGUUAGAAAAUCUUUGUAUUUAUUCAUAAGCUCAUGUUGGGAAGAUUUCUUUUAUAAUCUUUGGACUGUCAGGUCUAGAUUAAUAAGAAUAUAUGGGUCUCAAAUGACUUCAAUUUAGGUGAUGAAAUGCAGGAGAAUUUGAAAGUCUAUUGACUUCUUUUGUAUAAGUCAAGAGUAAAUACCUCUUGUCAAAUACAUGCCCAUGAAACCACUUAAGGAAGAAUUGAGUCCUUUUAAUUACCUGAAAUGAAAACUUUUCAAUUUUACUGAUUGGAUACUGUAAGAAAGCAGAAUACUUAUUUCUUAGACUGAAUUCAUUCUCUCCAGGACAAAAAGUGAGCUAGUUAUUUAAAUAAUUUGUCCCUUGCUCUGGCAAUAGAAAGCCUAUGACAAGUAAUAGAAGGCUACUGAGCAAAUCUAAGUGACCUGUUUUAGUCUUUUGUGUGUCAAUAUCACACAGAUUUGGGUUUUUUCCCCUUUUUCCUUUAUUUUGGGCACACCUAGAGUGAUUUUGUCUACUUUUGCUGAGAGGUGGGCUUUUCAAGAUAUUUCCUUGGUUAUGUUUUUAUGUAAUUCUCCAUCUUAUAAAAUAUCAAAUACUGGGGAAGACUGGUUUUGCCUUCAGUAUAACAACCAAUAAAAGACUGGUAUUCAUAGUCUUGUCUUUUUUUUUUUUUCUUCCUUCAUUAAAAAAACUACUUUUAUCUAUUUUCAUCCAUAAGGUCUUGAAGUCUUCAUAAGAUACAUAUCAGCCCAUUUUAAAUGGGUAACCCAAAAGUAGUUUUUUGAAAUAUUUCAAGUUCUUGACUUCCAUACUUAUUACUGUAAGUUACUAUUUAGCAAACAGAGCCAUCUGUCCUUCAGAAUUAAAAAUUUACAAAAUAUUCAAUUUCUUUUAUUCUAUGUGAAGGAAAUUGGUAUUCACUACAAAUUCUUUACUGUCCUGAAAAGUGAUUACUGGUGGAAUUUAAGAGUGAACAAAAAUCUUUUAUUUUUGACUAUUUGCAAAUCCAAAGAAUGGUGUAUAGAGAUUUAAAACCAUCUGAUUGCUCAGUGCAGUAGGGCCUGUUUAUAACUAGCCAUAAUAACACUUGCUUUUGGUUCAAGCUGUAUGUAUGCAUCCUGGGAGAGUUAUUGUUCAACACAAGUACAUGCUAGACUUCAUUUCUUAGAAUCCUUGUACAUCUAAUGCCAUUUAUAAUAAAAAUGUUGUACUUGCACAAUUUAGUUUAAAUGUAUUUCUUCACUAGCCAGGUAUUUGGAUUGUACUCGUGAUAUAUUUGAAUGUUGACUCUUGGGUUCAAGUGCACUGUUACUAUUCAUGUUCCAUAAAAUAAAGUCACACCAUAUAGCAUUAUUGGUGGCUGUAAUGUAUCUUUUGCUAAACAUUAGAGUGCUGUUAAUUUUUUUUGUAGAGAUUCCUCUACAGAGCAUUUGUCUUUUACUGGUGGGGAAAGAUAACUCUACACUUUUGUAUAUCUGUGUAACAUUUUAAUAUUCUUUGUAAUGUUCAAGUCAGGGUCAUUAAAUAAUGCAAACUAAAUAGUAGAUAUAUAUCCAUCCUAAAUCAUCUUGAGUCAACUGUUUUGUCAAGUGUGAUUUUAUUGACUUGAAAGAAAUUGUGUUGUCUCAAGUGUUUAUGUUAUUGUUGGUGCCUUGUUUUGUGUAUGGUGUUUUCUUCCACUACAAAGGAGAGCUGCACUGAGUCUAGAUAAAAUUUCAAUCUAAUCAGAUGCUGAAAAAUUAAGCUGCCAUCUGACAAUAGUUUUUUCAAAGAGCUUAAAGAAGUUGGUAGAAAAUAUUUGAAUUAAAAUAUGCUUACGUUUAAAUAUACUUAUUGUUUUAACCUGCA
Sarcophilus harrisii (Tasmanian devil) is the source of this 6811-nucleotide messenger RNA. It is a transcript of the gene MTMR9, whose product is annotated as myotubularin related protein 9. The record is from RefSeq and is a predicted model, not a curated record. The coding region runs from base 375 to 2027 and encodes 550 amino acids. Gene Ontology annotation, biological process: negative regulation of autophagy. Lineage: Eukaryota; Metazoa; Chordata; Mammalia; Dasyuromorphia; Dasyuridae. The transcript is spliced from 10 exons.